CUGACAUCGGGAUUUUCUCAUACAGUAAGCGGCUGGUACUGACAAUGUGGACAUCAGCAGGGAAUAUAUAGUAUCUAUCAUCCACAUCCGCAUCGUGUUAGGCUAUUCUAUUCAACUUCACUAUUAACAGAGAAGCGAGAGAAAGGAGAGACUCCUGCCUCCCCCCUCCCCACCCAUUCCAUCAUCUGUAGAGCAUCUUUCAUGCGUCUCCCUGGGCACGACUCCCACGUCAGGAUGAACUGUGAGCAGGAUUUUGGAGAUGGAGGAAUGAACGUCACGCUAACCCUCCGCCUGCUCAUGCAUGGCAAGGAGGUUGGAAGCAUCAUAGGCAAGAAAGGAGAGACCGUGAAGAGGAUACGAGAGGAGAGCAGCGCACGUAUCAAUAUCUCCGAAGGCUCAUGCCCGGAGCGAAUCAUCACCAUCACAGGGUCCACAGAGUGUGUGUUCAGAGCCUUCACCAUGAUCACAAUCAAACUAGAGGAGGACUUGUCUGCUCUCGUAGCGAACGGCACGGUCACCAGCAAGCCUCCGGUCACACUACGGCUGGUUAUCCCGGCCAGCCAGUGCGGUUCGCUCAUCGGCAAGGGCGGCUCCAAAAUCAAAGAGAUCAGAGAGAAAACAGGAGCUCAGGUACAGGUGGCUGGAGAUCUACUCCCAAACUCCACCGAGAGAGGGGUGACAAUAUCCGGCAGUCAGGAAGCCAUCAUCCAGUGCGUCAAACUCAUCUGCACUGUAAUACUGGAGUCUCCUCCGAAGGGUGCUACAAUUCCGUACCGCCCCAGUCCCGCUCCUGGUACCGUUCUCCUAGCUGGAAAUCAGGUUUUCGAAACGUCAGAGUUUGCUUCUCACCCGCUUUUCUCGAUGGCUCAGGGAGGGCUGGAUCUGCAACAAGCAUAUACUGUACAAAACCAAUAUGGCAUUCCACACUCAGAGCUGGCCAAGUUGCACCAGUUGUCCAUGCAGCAGGGACUUGCCCCCAUGUCUCAGCCCACAGCCACUCAAAUCCUGCCAGGCAUCGAUUCCAGCUCCCAGACAGCGUCACAAGAACUCCUCAUUCCAAAUGACCUGAUUGGUUCAAUAAUCGGCAGGCAGGGUACAAAAAUCAACGAGAUCCGCCAGGUAUCCGGGGCCCAGAUUAAGAUCGGCAGUCAGCUCGACAGCACCAGUGACCGACACGUCACCAUCACAGGCUCCCCAAUCAGCAUCAACCUGGCCCAGUAUCUGAUCACAUCCUGUUUAGAGACCGCCAAAUCCACUGCCCAGUCCUCCUCCAUGUCGACCCCUGUAGACCUCAACAUGAGCUUCACCCAGACUGCUCCCCCUGCAUCGUCCUCUGCCGCAGCCCUGGCAGCGAUGGGUGGCCUGCCCCACGCUCAAAUGUUGGGCUCCCCCUAUACCCUUCCCCUCUCCAGCCUCCUGGGAAUCAAAUCAUUCCCCUUCCUGGCGCUCUCGGCCCCCGGUGCUGGGGCCGCCCCUACUCACGGCACCCUGGCUUCCUACACCGCCAAGAUCUCCUCCGCCAACGGCAUCAAGAAACCGGAGCGACAGAAGUUUGCGCCCUACUGAGAAACUUCCGAAACCUUUGUUCUCGAGGCAAGAACAGGAGAGAAAUCCAUUGUGGAUGCUUCUUCUAGCCUGAUGUAGCCGUGUAGUUGAAACAGAAAGUACCAACUUGUUUCCUUUUUUUUGUAGCUUGUCCUAAAAAAAUAAUGGCAAAAUUUGUUUUAAUGUUGUUUUUGGCUGAGGUAGCCGCUAAAGCCAUAGACUAUUCCUAAUCUCCUAUUUUCCCGAAAUAUCUUUACAUGCGUUUAUUGUCUGCUCUUAUUUAUUGAUAACGAUGAAAUAUUCCCGCAAAGAUUUAUAACGUAGAACACUGUUGACUGAUGCUAAUCUCUUACGUAUCAGCUUUUAUACAAUGAUGUCUGUGAAUGCUUCUGUAUACAACUUCCUGAUUUUUUUAGGAAUCUUUAAACGAUGUAUUCAAUUGAAAAUACGGAGGAAAAAAAAGAAAACGUUUUUAAAAUGUCAACAGAUCUAAACCUCGCUUUUGUGUUAACUUUUUACGUUUCGUUCACAUUCGUUUUGAGAUGUUAUUUAUUUUAUUUAUUGUACGGAGUGUUUCUUUUACGAUCAAUGUUUGUUUUCUGUAACAGCUGCAGGUGAAAUAUGACAACAACAACGAAAAUCUUCCAUUCAGUCAUGAUACACACAUUCUAAUAGACGUGCAUAUGAACCACUUCUUUACGUAGUGAUCUUCUUUACGGUUUUUAUGGAAAGAGUACAGUGCCGCGGUGAAGUCUACCAUAAUUAAAAGUACAAAUACUAAACAUUACACGCUAGCUAAUUCUUUUUCAAACUCGGCUGAAAACAGCAGGGUAUGGAAGGUGAUGUCCUUGACAGGAGGUUUCCUUCACUGUUUCUGAUGGCGUAAAAUGACUACUAUGCAUGGUGACUUGUCAGAAACUAAUGCUGCAUGUUGACUCGGCCCCUCACACGUACGCACUAGCAAAGACAAAUAACAGUGUAGGUCUUUUAAAAUAGGCAGUGUUGCAGAAGAGCAAUAUUGGUUCAACACACACACACAAGUAUAGCAGACCUAGAUGUAAACAUGCUUCGACUGUAGCUACAGGAAUUAUUAUGCUCGCUCACGAGAGUAUCUUACACGGACUUCCUUUUUUCUUUUCUUUUUAUUAAAAUGAAUAUAGAAAUAUCACACUUAUUUUUCUAAAACUAGAGUCCUAAAAUUGAAUGUGACCACUCACAUCGAUUCAUUCACUCGUAGAUGUGGUGUAACCUUAAGUUUGUCGUUUUGUUCCUUCAUGAUUUGUUUAGAUAGAUUUCUCAAACGUCUGUCCCAUACUCAUUUGCAUGAAUUUAACUUGGCGUCUAUGCAAAACAUCUCGGGGUGGUUCGGCGAAGUAUCCUGUGUCAACAGCCCUGAACAAACCAUCGUUGACAAAGGGCUGAAACCGGAACCCAAGGCAAGAACAAUGAUGCUUUCGAUUUUAUGAACCAUGCUUUGUAAAAUAUAUACUGUAUACAUGAAUAUAUACGUUGUAUUAUAUCCAUACUUCCCAUUCCAAAGCCUAACACGUAACCACAAUUUCACAAACUUUAUGAAAUGACACAGUGUGGAUAUGACAUGCACUGUUGCACUUCACCAUGAGAAUUCGGAAACUGUUCAGAUGCUUGAAUUAUCCGACAUCUGUUUUUUGGAUUUACAUGUUUUCGUUUGUCAGCCUCGGCAUAAAUGCCCUUGUUUUAGUUCCAUUCAUCAAUGCCAUACAAAUGAAUAAAAACAAUACUGUAUUAACGUAA
Messenger RNA from Triplophysa dalaica, 3318 nucleotides. It is a transcript of the gene pcbp4, whose product is annotated as poly(rC) binding protein 4. Gene Ontology annotation, biological process: negative regulation of mRNA splicing, via spliceosome. Bases 202 to 1566 code for a protein of 454 amino acids. Lineage: Eukaryota; Metazoa; Chordata; Actinopteri; Cypriniformes; Nemacheilidae. The transcript is spliced from 14 exons. Gene Ontology annotation, molecular function: mRNA binding. Gene Ontology annotation, cellular component: nucleus; cytoplasm. The record is from RefSeq and is a predicted model, not a curated record.